AUGACUGCUACAAAGUUAAUAAAGUUAAGCCGACAACUUAUAUUCGUCUUCAUUUUAAUUUGUUUAUUUGGGGGACUCAAACAAAAAUGUCCCUUGAACCAUGAAUGGAAUAAUUUGGCAAAAAAGUGUGUUAAAUUUUUCUUUGGCUCAUAAUGCCACAUGAGAAUGCAAUUAAACUUUAUUUAAAAUCGCAUAUAUAAUUAUAAAGGGAACAAUGGCAAAAUGAGCACCUCAAAGGCAGGACAAGCGCAGCUCAACAGCAUACUAUUAAUAUAA
Molecule: messenger RNA, 276 nt
Organism: Scaptodrosophila lebanonensis
Lineage: Eukaryota; Metazoa; Arthropoda; Insecta; Diptera; Drosophilidae
Exons: 2
Source: RefSeq, a predicted model, not a curated record